Messenger RNA from Caenorhabditis bovis, 873 nucleotides. Lineage: Eukaryota; Metazoa; Nematoda; Chromadorea; Rhabditida; Rhabditidae. The record is from the annotation of a GenBank genome assembly.
AUGCUGCGCUCUUGCGCGUUCGUGAUUUCGGCAUUGAGCAAUGCGGCUCUCAUAGCGUUGUUCAAUAAAACACCGACGCCGUAUUUCCAACGUGCGAAGCGCUUUCUAAUCGCAUUCGCAAGCUUCUCCAUCAUCAAUGUCAUCAUCAACGCGUUUUUCAAUCCGUUGAUUGUCAAAAAUGUGAACUCGGUAUUUUUUGUCUCUGGAACGCCCAUCGGAAAUCAUAAAUCAAUUGGAAAAUUGCUGGCUUGCCUCUAUUUCUUCUGCUACUGCUUCUGCAUUUGUUGCCUCUCCGCUCUAUUCUUUCAGCGCUUCUUCUACGUCUCCGGAGCAUUAAUGGGAUGCAAUUAUCGAAAACUCAAAUAUCUUUUUGUGAUUCCGUUCAGCUCGAUUUUGAUGUGGAUGACGUCGCACGAUCCUUCGGGCAAAAUGAAUAUCUGCUAUGACGACCUUAUUGCAAUGUUUUUAUUAUCAAUUAUGACCAUCGGAACAAUUGGAGUAAUGAUUUUCACGGGAUACAAAAUGAUCAAAUGUAAUUUAGUCUCCGGAUGCGAGAAAUGCUACAACAUGAAUCGAAGUCUCAAUUACACAGUGAUUGCCCAGGGAUUCAUCACUCUAUCGUUCUAUAUCAUUCCGAUGUUCCUUCUGAUUCUGAGCCCAAUUAUUUCGAUUAACAUCGAUAUAUUAGCCGAGUUUUACUCGAUCUCCUCGCUUAUUUAUCCGGCAAUCAACGCGAUUUGUGCGAUGCUCAUCAUCGACGAAAUGCGCUACUUGAUUUUCCGCACUCGAAAAUUGUUUAUCAAACCGAUCAUACUCCUCACAAUGCAUAAUCAUCGCAAUCCACAAUCUUCGUCAAUUUAUGUACUUUUGUAA